Messenger RNA from Medioppia subpectinata, 267 nucleotides. The record is from the annotation of a GenBank genome assembly. NCBI's taxonomy places the organism in Eukaryota, Metazoa, Arthropoda, Arachnida, Sarcoptiformes, Oppiidae.
AUGGUUUUCAAUACAUUGAUUGUAUUGUUGUUUGAGUUUUUGAAAGUAAUGGCAGACGAAAAGAAGUCCAAACCAGAGACCAAAGACAGCGACAGUAAGCCUUCCGGUAGUGGAGAUGGAGGGAAGACAGCGACCGACGGACACAAAUCAAGUCAAGUGAAGACAAUCGCCAGCACUGAUAGCACCAAAAGCACCGAAAGCAGACUUUUCGGUCCGGUUUCGGCCCGAAUUGGUUCCGAUGGCAGCUCUUCCGACAGCAAGAAGUCU